Molecule: messenger RNA, 198 nt
Organism: Phycomyces blakesleeanus NRRL 1555(-)
Lineage: Eukaryota; Fungi; Mucoromycota; Mucoromycetes; Mucorales; Phycomycetaceae
Exons: 3
Coding region: 1-198 (65 amino acids)
Source: RefSeq, a predicted model, not a curated record
AUGGGUGUAAAUGCGGAAGCACCCGGUGUAGGAUUCCUUAAGAAUGUUGCUGCGCUCAUCCAGGAUACAGGGGCAAUGCUAGAUGAAAUGUUGUACAGCAAAGCCUCCUUUAGUCACACAGCCAUCCGCAGUGCAGUUUCUACUCCUUCUACUCCUCAUGUCGAUGAGAAGGAAAAAAAAAUAGGGCGCUCAUCCUAG